Molecule: messenger RNA, 1725 nt
Organism: Aspergillus chevalieri
Lineage: Eukaryota; Fungi; Ascomycota; Eurotiomycetes; Eurotiales; Aspergillaceae
Product: inorganic phosphate transporter
Exons: 1
Coding region: 1-1725 (574 amino acids)
Biological process (GO): phosphate ion transmembrane transport
Cellular component (GO): membrane
Source: RefSeq, a predicted model, not a curated record
AUGAUCCCCCUCGCUACUGCCAAGUACGAUUGGAUCCUCGCCCUCACCACCAUUGCCUUUGUCUUCAGUGCCUUUGGUAACGGUGCCAACGAUGUCGCCAACUCCUACGCUACGUCCGUCGCCGCCCGCACCCUGGAGAUGUGGCACGUCGGUAUCCUAGCGGCUUGUACUGAGUUCAUCGGUGCUGUUGCACUGGGUGCUCGUGUCACUGAUACCAUCAAGAGCGGAAUUAUCGAUAUCGAUCGCUUUGAGGGCAACCCCGGUACUCUCAUGCUGGCCAUGGGUUGUGCCGAGGUUGGCAGUGCUACCUGGCUGAUGUUGGCUACGAAAAUGGGAUGGCCCGUGUCCACCACGCAGACUACAAUCGGUGCUCUGGUUGGUGUUGGUUUUGCUGUGCAGACAUCUAUUCACUGGGAAUGGACGGAUGGAAGUGUCUCGCAGACCGCUGCGUCGUGGGGUAUCGCUCCUGGUAUCGCGGCCGGAUUCGCUGCUAUCAUCUUCGGUACCCUCAAGUACUCUGUUCUCGAGCGCAAGGACUCGUUCAAAUGGGCUAUGCGGCUGAUCCCGGUGUACCUGUCUGUGACAGGUGCUAUUCUGGCCCUGUUCAUCUUCAUCGAAGCUCCCACCGUCGGUGAUCUUGAGGAAUACGGCGCCGGAAAGGUCGUUGGCAUCAUACUCGGUGUGUUUGGUGGAUGUCUUCUCAUUUCCAUUGUCUUCUUUAUGCCCUACUUCUACCGUCGUCUGGUCAGAGAAGACGCUCGCGUUCUGUUCUACCAUAUCCCUCUCGGUCCCCUGCUCCUCAAGGACGACCCCUGGCUCUACUUCCCCGGCAAGGGCGACAGCCCUGUCAUCAACUACUACGAAGACGCCUAUGGCGAGGUCCGCGCCGGCCAGAACGACCAAGAAAAGACCACCAGCCCCGAUGCAAGUGAAAACCGCCAAUCCUCCGUCUCCAAGGCCGGCCUCAACACCAACGACGUCGAACGCACUUUCGACUCCGUCCAAUCCUCUCCCGAAAUCCAGCCCAAGAAGAAACACCUUGAGCCCCACGAGCGCUUCAUUGCCCCCGUUGAACAUCUCCCCUGGUUCAACCCCGCCAAGUGGCUCGGCUACAUCAAGUGGUUCUUUCUGCAGGGUGUCACCCGCGACGUCAUCACCCAUGACUCCGAGCUCCUCCGCGCCAUCCACGCCCGCGCCCACCGCUACGACGACCGCGUCGAGCAUCUCUGGACAUACUGUCAAGUCGCCUCUGCGAUGAUGAUGUCCAUCGCGCACGGCUCCAACGAUGUCGCCAACGCAGUCGGCCCCUGGGCUGCUGUGUACGAGACCUACAGGACCGGAAGAACUGACGCUGACGCGCCUACGCCCGUGUGGUUCCUCGUCAUCGCGGGUCUGCUGCUCGGCACUGGGUUCUGGUUCUACGGGUUCAAGAUCAUGCGUGCGAUGGGUAACAAGAUCACUCAGAUGUCGCCAACCCGUGGAUUCUCCAUGGAACUCGGCGCGGCUAUCACCGUCCUCCUCGCUUCGAGACUUGGCCUUCCUGUCUCCACGACACAAUGCCUUACCGGCGCCGCACUGGGAGUCGCACUGAUGAACUACGACCUCGGCGCCGUAAACUGGCGUCAACUCGCAUUCAUCUUUGGUGGCUGGGUCCUCACACUUCCCUGUGCUGGGUUGGUAGCUGGGUUAUUGUGUUUGAUGGCGCUGAACACGCCGCAUUUUUAA